AUGGCACCGUCGCCACCACCACCACAAUUUCAAAAGAUCUAUCCAGUUGCAUUUGGAAUUGUUCCUUGUGAAAAUUGUGAGAGUUGGCAAUGGUUCUUAACCAAUUUGAAGGGUAUUAUUCGUGAAGAUCGUCCACUGACCAUCAUAUCAGAUCGUGGAAUCGGCUUUUUGAAGCAUGUACCUGAAGUUUUCCUAAAUGUUUUCCAUUCUUUCUGUUUGUACCAUAUGAAAGGAAAUAUUCAUGUUCCAAAGGGCAGGAGUAGACAAACUACAGUCAAGUUAUUCAAAGAGUGUUACACUGCAUUAACGAAGGAAAAAAUUUAUGUUGCUGCGAAGAGUAUGAGUAAUCUAAAGUUGGAUUCAGUGGUUGCUUGGAUGAUAAAGAUUCCAUUCGAGAAUUGGGCUGCUCAUGCAUUUCUAGGAGAAAGGUGGGGUGAGAACACAUCUAAUAUUGCUGAAAGUUUUAGCAACGUCAUUAAGCAUGAUAAGCCGCUUCCAGCACUUGAGCUUGUUGAUGUUAUUCGUGCUACGGUAAUGGAGCAGAAUUAUAAGAGGUUAUUGGAGUCUAACAAGUGGACUACAAGGCUUAUUCCUCGUAUGCAAGCAAGGUUCAACAAGAGGAUAAACGACUGCCGUUCAUACAAGUUUCGGAGAUCAAGUGAUAAAGUAUUUGAGAUCAUUUCUCCAAUAGGUAAGCAUACUGUCGACUUGGAUUCUAGAACUUGCAGAUGCAAAUGGUGGCAAAAACAUAGCUUUUCUUGCACUCAUGCAAUGAAAGCAAUGUUGCAGAUUAGAAAAUGA
This is a messenger RNA of Papaver somniferum (opium poppy), 801 nucleotides long. RefSeq lists its product as uncharacterized. The record is from RefSeq and is a predicted model, not a curated record. Lineage: Eukaryota; Viridiplantae; Streptophyta; Magnoliopsida; Ranunculales; Papaveraceae. The coding region runs from base 1 to 801 and encodes 266 amino acids. The transcript has 2 exons. Gene Ontology annotation, molecular function: zinc ion binding.